Messenger RNA from Vitis vinifera (wine grape), 9898 nucleotides. RefSeq lists its product as uncharacterized. NCBI's taxonomy places the organism in Eukaryota, Viridiplantae, Streptophyta, Magnoliopsida, Vitales, Vitaceae. Bases 1114 to 7527 code for a protein of 2137 amino acids. Gene Ontology annotation, biological process: ribosome biogenesis. The transcript is spliced from 10 exons. The record is from RefSeq and is a predicted model, not a curated record. Gene Ontology annotation, cellular component: nucleolus.
ACAUUCUAAGUACCAUUAGUAUUUAACAAGAAAUAUAGAGGAUAUGUUACUACUAUAAAUAACAUUGGGAAAGUUAUGUUUAUAGGCUUCAAGAGACAUAUAUGAUUUUUGAAACCAUAUAAUUGAAAUAUAGGUUUUAUCUAGUAAUAAAAAAAAUAUUAUAGAUUUCAUGUACUAUUUAUUGUUUAUAUUUUAAUUUUCAAAAUUACCUUUUAUUUUUUAAAUUUAUGAAAUAUUAUAUAUAUUUUUUUUGCUUUUUUUUUUUUUUCUCCCUUAUCUGCCGCCGCUGCUGCCGCUGCUGCCGCCGUCGCCGCUCCCCCGUUCGUUUUCCGGGAACCAUGCAAACCAAAAAAAUUGCUUUUUUUUUUUGGCUCCUGUGUUUUCUGGAUCUCCUCCCUCAUUCUUUUUCCUGGAAAAUUCACCCUCGUUUGAUUUCCGAGAAAAUCCAUACAAAAACCCCCAAGGAAAACAAAAAAAAAUUGCUUUUUUUUUUGCUUCCGUGUUUUCAACUCCGUCGCCGCCGCCCUCUCCUUCCCCCCCCCCCCCCCCCCCCCCUCUCCCCCGGCAUUCGUUUUCUGGGAUGAUUGCUUCUCCCGUUUUUUGCUCCUGUGUUUUCUGGAUCUGCUGCCGCCGUCCCCCCCUCCGGCAUUCGUUUUCUGUCGCCGCCCCGCCCCAUCCUCGUUUGCUUUCCGAGAAAAUUCUUGCAAAACCCCCAAGGAAAACCAAAAAAAUUGUUGUUUUUUUGCUCCCCAUUUUUUGGAUCUUGGAUCUGCCGUGCGCCCCCAAGAGAAAAAAAAAAAAAAAUUCCGGUAGGGUGACACUUAACCCCCAAGAGAAAGAAAAUUAUUUUCCGGUAGAGGCUUUAAGGGUAAUUUCAAAACCUAUAUUUCAAUUAUAUGGUUUCCAAAACCAUAUAUUUGUCGUAUGGAAGCCUAUAAACACAACUUUCCCAAUAACAUUUAUUUUCUUAUUUUUUAAUAUUAUAGAUUUUACAUGAUGGGCUAGUGCGAUCUGGGCCGGCCAACUUACAAGCCCAUCUCCAAAACGACAAGGGAAGAAAAAUUCAAAACCCAAACCUAAAACCCCACCGAGGAAGAGCUGUCAAACCCUCCCAUGGCGGAUUCAGAUUCGAAGCCGAAACAGAAACACACAAAGAAGAAGAGAAAGUUAAAAGUCCCAGAGGAUGAUCGAAGACCUUCCAAAACGCAGCGUUUCGAUUUUCUAGAGAAAGAGAAAGAGAAAGAUGCAAAAGAAGAACGCCCGAUUCGGAGGCCAGAAGAAGGUCGUCCGUGGGGGAAUCUGCAGCUGAUUUUAUCAUUACAGAACAAAGAAAUUCUUCUUCAAGAGAAGGUCCAGCUUGCAUAUGAUUUUGUUGCUACAAGAGCCACAGAAGAAGAGGAGGACACUGAGCAAGGUUUUGAAACAGUGAGCCUUUCACGAGUAAUUAUUUUCCUGAAUGAUUGGAUCCAGUCAUUGUUGAUUUCUUCGGAAAAGAAAAGUAAGGUUGAUUUGGACAAAACUCAGUUCCAAGUUGUUGGGACAUGUUUGGAUUUUAGAUGCUGGGAGAUUUUUAAGUUCUGUUUAGAGGAGUCUUUGGAACGGCAUGUUCCACUAAACAUCUCACGAAACUUGUUAAAAGCUAUUCAUUGCAUUGCAAGGAAUGCAUUAUCCCAACUGAAUGAUGCAUCUUUGCAUGCAAAGGAGUCAUUUUUUAUUGUUGAAGGGUUUGAAUUGUAUGGUACUGUUCUUAGUUGUGUUUCACUGGUGUUCUCAUCUCAUAAUGGUUUGUCAAAUGAAAAUUUAGACUUGUGGAUUUCAACUGUUGAUGCCGUGCUUGAGCUUGUUCACAAAAUUUACACCGACAACAUAGCAGGUGGCAACGCGGGCAAAUUUGUCCUGCAGUUCUCAUGUUUAGUACUUGAGCCAUUCAGCAAGUUUUUGAGGGUCCAUCCAUGUCGUAAAAAUGGUUUUCAUGAUUUCGUGGAUAAACUUCUUGAGCUGCUACUGCAUUUGUUGGGUGUCUUAAAUCUUCAGGCUGAUGGAAAUAAUCCUGGAUGGACAAGAGACCUGUUGAAGUUGGUUGAAGAGGUUUUAUCCCAUGGGCUGUUUCAUCCAGCCCACAUUGAUGGGUUUCUCAGCUUACAUGGUAAAGAAAAGCAUGGAAAAGAAUAUGAUGGGCAAUCAGAAGAGCCAAAAAUGGUUGUUAAAAGUUAUCACAGACAUUUGUUUGAUAAACUGGAAAAAAUUGUGGCUGCCAAGAAGGUAUUACCAUUGAGUGGCAUAGGAGAACUAUUUCAUUUGCUUGUUGUUCAAGUAAAAAAGCAAAAAGGAGCCUUGGUGUUGUCAGAAGGUACCAAGAUUGUAGGGAAGACGGUAGGUUUCAUUCACUCGGAAGAUUAUUUUUCUGGUCAUAUGUCUAUGAUGUUUGCUGGGAACCAUAGUGUGCUUUCUGAAAACAGUUAUUUGUCAAGUAGUUUGAAUUCAGAGACAAGGAAGUCUCUUUUUGAUUUUUUUGUACAGAUUAUGGAGCCUUUGCUGUUUCAGAUAAAAGGCUAUCUCCAAACCAAACUGGAAGUGGGACCUGCAUUAUUGGAUGUUCAUUGUACUCUCAAAUCUACCAAUAAGUUACUUGCUAGCUUUAUGCAUGAGAAGGUUUAUGUACAAACAGAAGAUACCCAUGAAGGAGCUUGUCUUAAUUUCUUGAAGGUGGUUUACGAUAGGAUCAUGUCAUUUUCGGUCGAAAUAAAUCAAAUGUGGCUGUCAACGGUUGAUGCAGACAAGGGGAUACAUGUUGAUACUUUAAAUUUAAUAGGCAAGGAGCUUAUUGCUGCAUUAGGUUAUUUCUUGGAAAUUGAUUAUGAGGUUAUUGGUAAUGAUUUAGUAAGCUUAUGGCUCAUGAUGCUUUCAUUCUUGGCCAUUGGCCUUUCUUCAAUGGACAUGUCAGAUCAAUCUUCUUUAUCUUCAAAGAUGGUGGAUGUUGGUUGCCAGCUGAUAAACCUCUAUAGUGAACUUCGACAGGUGAAUAAUGCUAUUUUUGCACUCUGUAAAGCAGUGAGGCUUUUGGUAUCACAUGAUAGUGAUUGUGAACUGAAUUAUUCUGGAUUUAUGUCCUGCACAAAUUCUGCAUCCUAUGAAGCAUGUGCAAAAUCAGUGGAAAUGUUAUUGUGCUCGCAAGAGUUCAAAUUUGCCAUUUAUAAUGCUAUUAGAUCUAUACCAGAAGGGCAAGCAAGUGAAUGUGUUCGACAAUUAACAACAGAUAUUUCAGAUUCACUGAAGUGGAUGAAAACAAGUUGCUCUGUGGCUUCUGGAAAAGAAUCUGGAAACGCAAAGCAAAGUGGUAGCCUACUGGGUUUUGAUCUGCAAGUGGAACUUCUGGGAAAAGGUUUGGCAGAAAUAUAUACACUGGUGCUAGAUUCUCUGAAUGUCACAACAGGUAAUAGUAGUCUCUUAGGAGUUUCUAUAGAGGGCCUAAUGACAGUUAUGCGCCCUGGCAUGAGUAGUCUGGUUGCACUACAGCUAGAUGGUGUCAAUGAGUUCAUUUCUGCUGUCACAGAAAGAAUCUUCUACAACAGGGUGGCUGAAUGCAAAAAUGAUUUCAGAAAAUUAAGAGCAUCCACUCAGUGGAUCUUUGUUUUAUUCUUUCGUUUGUACAUGUCCUGUCGAAGCUUAUACAGGCAAUCAAUCAGCCUUGUGCCUCCAACUUCAGCAAAAAAGAUGUCUGCAGUAAUGGGGGACUUCUAUAUAGCACACACUGGAAGGGAUUGGGUGGAGAAAACUGAUUGGACGGAACAAGGCUAUUUUUCUUGGAUUGUCCAACCUUCUGCUUCCCUUCCUAAUAUUAUACAAUCUAUUUUAGACCUUUAUCCUCAGGAUAGAGUUGUAACUUGCUCUCCUCUGGUUUAUGUGUUGCACACCAUGGCUCUUCAGAGGCUUGUUGAUUUGAAUAGGCAGAUUAAAUCAUUUGAGUAUUUACUGCAGAGUAAUAAUAAGUUAGUCCAAGAAAAGUUAAUGGAUGAUGAUGGCUUAUCACAGUGUCAUGAAAAAGACAUAAAGUCUAAUAAAAAGAAAAGCAGAAAGUGGAAACGUUUUAUUGCUGUUUUGAGGGAAGAGGCGACGGGCCUUACUGAUUUCAUGAUGGGAUCUGUCUCAUUAGUGACCAAAAAGCAACAGUGUUUCUCCAGUUUUGAUGAUACAACUUGUAAGGAUACAUGCGCCAAAGCUCUUCAUGAGGAUGAUGCAUGGGAUUUGGGUGUUUGUGCUGUGAAUGAGAUAACAUUGCCCACUGCAAUUUGGUGGGUUCUUUGCCAAAAUAUUGAUAUUUGGUGCACUCAUGCUGCUAAGAAGAAGUUGAAGACGUUCCUCUCACUUUUAAUAUGUACUUCUCUUCCUCAUAUUGGAAGCAGUUUUGGAGAGGUUAAAAAACACAACACCAAUGAACCUGGCUAUCAGAGGAAAGUAUCGGUGGGGCAAAUCUCGAUGGAACUUCUAAGUGACACCACUCUGUAUGAACAAAAAUUUGUUUGCAGGCACAUUGCAUCAAGGUUUUGCCGUAAUCUGGAGAAGUCAUUAUCACCAUUACUUAGUGAUGCAGCAUACAGAGAUUUUGACUUCAAUUCAUCACCCAAUUGGCAAGAGGUUUUAAGUGCCUUUGACAACUUAUCAGUGGUUGUUUCAGGCGCCAAGUAUGUAACUAAUGAUUGUGCUUCAGUGGCAGAACUGACUUCUCAUCUAUCUAAUAGGCUGCCUACAGAAUUUAAUGAGGAAAAGAAAGCCUUUCUUUUACAGAGCAUGGAAUUUACAGCUUGUCAAAGUUCGCUUAAUCUAUUGUGCUGGAUGCCAAAAGGAUAUUUAAAUUCUAGAUCAUUCUCCCUUUAUACAACUUGUAUUCUCAACCUUGAAAGGUUUGUGGUUUGCAGGUUAAUAAAGUGUCAUUGUGCAUUAUGUUCCCAUAAUCAUUAUGAGCUUUACAGAUUGUUUUUGUCUUGCCGGAGGACCUUGAAACAUCUGAUAAUGGCAUUUUGUGAGGAGAAAAUGGAAGCUAGUCAAUCCUCACUUACUUCAAUAUUUCCUGAGGUUUCAUUUCCUGUUUUAUGGCUUUUAAAGUCAGUAUCUGUGAUGGUUGGGCUUCAACACACAUUUUCAGAGGAUAGAGCUAGCCAAUUUAGAUAUAUGUCCUUCUCAUUGAUGGAUCAAACCUCAUAUGUGUUUUUGAUGUUUAGCAAAAGUCAGUUUAGUCAUGUGGUUCACUUCAGUAUGAAUGUGAAGAAGUCUUGUGCAGAACAACUUAAUUCUGAUCUUGUCCAUGAGGAGAGUCAUUUAACUGAAACUGAUCCUUGUUCGGAUUCCUCAAAAGCUGUUGAUGCAUGGAAAAAUGUGGUCCUUGUUGCUGAAGCCUUAAAGGAACAGACAGAAAAUCUUCUCAUCUCUCUAAAGGAUGCCCUUUGUAACAAGAGGGUGGAAGUUGGAACUGUGGAUUUAAAUAGAUUAUCUUCUCUAGUGUCAUGCUUUCAAGGGUUUAUGUGGGGCCUUGCAUCUGCCAUGAACCAUAUAGAUGUGAAGGAGUGUGAUGAUGAAAUGAAAUUGUUGAAAUGGAAGAAUGAACCUUUCUCCAAACUCAACCUUUGUAUAAAUGUCUUCACAGAUUUUAUUGAUUUUUCCUUAUGCAUGUUUCUUAUUGAGGAUGAUCAACAGCCUGAAGGUUUAGGUGGUGCUCAAAAUCUUUCUGGGUUGGACCAGAAAAAUGACUGUUCACUUGAACCCUAUGGUGGUGAGAAUGAUAUUUCAUGUGCUAACAAGCAACAGAAAUCCAAAACUGCAAGGAGCUCAGGAUCAUUGCACAUCGACAAUGAUUCUGAAAAUACUGGUGGUCAAGAAAUGAGGUUGCAGUUGGACAGUGCAGUCUGUGCUACCAAUUUCCUGUCUGAUGUUGAUUUGUUUGAGCUACGACGAUUAAAUAGGCCUUUGCUGCGAAGCUUGUUAAAAGGUGAUAAUCCUGAAGCAGCUUUUUUUCUCAGAGAGUUAUUUAUAGCUUCUUCAGCUAUUCUGAGGCUAAAUUUGCAGAUCAACUGUAUUCCCUUAUCAUCAUGCUUUGUGCCUAUUUUUAAUGGCAUUUCACAACUUUUGUUAUUGGAAUUGGCAAACAUGGCUGAUGUGCCACAGCCAAUUUCUUUGGUGUGGUUAGACGGUGUUUUAAAAUAUCUGGAGGAAUUAGGGAAUCAAUUUCCUUUAACUAAUCCUACCUUGUACAGAGAUGUUUAUGCCAAGCUGAUAGAUCUUCACUUGAAGGCCAUAGGAAAAUGCAUUUCUUUGCAGGGGAAAAGAGCUACUCUAGCAUCCCAUGACGCAGAGUCAAGUACCAAGACACUCGACAGUCAUGUAGGAUUAUCUGAUGCAUCUCUUUCUCAUGGGCCAUAUUGCUUCGAUGAAUUUAAAUCAAGGUUGAGGAUGUCAUUCAAAGUGUUUAUAAAGAAGCCAUCAGAGUUGCAUUUAUUAUCUGCUAUACAGGCUUUAGAGAGAGCACUAGUUGGAGUACAGGAAGGCUGCAUGGUGAUCUAUGAUGUAAAUACUGGAAGUGCACAUGGGGGAAAGGUUUCCUCAAUCACUGCAGCUGGCAUUGACUGCUUGGAUUUGGUGCUUGAAUUUGUUUCAGGACGCAAACGAUUGAGUGUGGUUAAAAGACACUUAAAGAGCUUAAUUGCUGGCCUGUUCAACAUAGUUUUGCACUUGCAGAGCCCUUUUAUAUUCUAUAGGAAAUUGAUCCAUAAUAAAGGUCAGACUGAUCCAGAUCCUGGCUCAGUUAUUCUUAUGUGCAUUGAGGUACUGACAAGAAUUUCUGGAAAGCAUGCUCUGUUCCAAAUGGAUCCUUGCCAUCUACAGCAGUGUUUGCGGAUACCUGCAGCACUUUUUCAAUCUUUCCGUGGGCUUAGACUUUCUGAUGCUCCAGCUUCAUAUAAUUUUUUUAUGUUUUCUGACAACCAAGAUAAUGGUUCUCUGGAAAGCAUGGAUUCUUGUACUGUGGAUCGACAAUUCACAAUAGAUCUAUUUGCUGCAUGCUGCAGAUUAUUGAAUACCGUUCUUAAGCAUCAUAAAAGUGAGUGUGAGCAAUGCAUUGCUCUUCUUGAAGAUUCGGUUUGUGUUCUCCUUCGUUGUUUAGAGACGGUGGAUGCUGAUUCAGUGGUCCGAAAAGGUUAUUUUUCAUGGGAAGUAGAAGAGGGAGUAAAGUGUGCUUGUUUUCUUCGAAGGAUUUAUGAAGAGAUGAGACAGCAAAAGGAUGUCUUUAGGCAGCACUGUUUUAAGUUUUUAUCCAAUUACAUAUGGAUUUAUUCAGGAUAUGGCCCCCUUAAAACAGGCAUCAGAAGGGAAAUUGACGAUGCUCUGAGACCAGGAGUUUAUGCCUUAAUAGAUGCUUGCUCAGCAGAUGAUCUUCAAUAUCUUCAUACUGUGUUUGGAGAGGGUCCUUGUCGAAGCACUCUAGCAACUUUGCAGCAUGAUUACAAGCUGAACUUCCAAUAUGAAGGAAAAGUUUGACCUAAGUUCUUUCCCCGUGCCAAGAAAUCGUAUUUAUUUGUUCCCAGCAAUUCUUAUAACAUAAUGAGGGAACCAAGUGGUAACAAUACCCUGGAGAUAGCAUAAUAUGAUCCUAAAAUAUCAUGGAAGCAUGAUGAUCAUGAUUCUCCAUGCCCCAAAUCCCCUGUGGAAGUUCGAAGUGGCAUGUCUGGGUUGUGACAUUGGAUGGUUCCACAGUUGUUCUGGGUUAUGAUAUUGACAUUUGCUCAGUUGUGGCCUUUGUAAAUGAGAUCCAGCUGAAGCUGUAGACAAGGAAUCAAGAAAAAAAGCGAUAUCUUUCUCAUUCUGCAACCAAUAUUCAGCUCAUUUUGUAAGUUCCAUGUGUGUAUAUAUAUGUAGACAAAGAAUACAUACUAUAUAUCUUGGUUUUUCAACAAUGCAAAUUUAAUUUUAUUGGUGUCUUUUACAUUUCAUGUAUUCACUGACAUCAUCAACAUUCUAGUAAUGCAACCCUGAUUUUUAUAGAUCGAAGUUUCCUUUUCUUAGAUGAUGUGUGCUCAAUUCUUGUUUAAUCCUUAUCUUCUGAUGGAUUGAUAAUUGUAAUUAUCGGUAACUUGUGUUAAUCAACCUUGGAUUUUUCUCGAAAAAGGUGCAGUCUUUUCUGGAUCCAGAUGAUUGAUUAGUUAGAGACCCUACCCAGAUUUUGGUUGCCCAAGAAAAAGCCAAAGGAGCAAGGGAGCCCCAUCUUUAUUUAAUGAAGGGCCACGUAUGCUAGGCAGGUGUUAACUUGUACCUACCAUCAGUCAUCAACCACAAAAAUCUAAACAAGAAACAUUGAAUGCAAGAGAUGUGAUAUGGACAUCAAUGAUUUAGGGUUUCAUGUGACUAUGAAAUGAUAGAAAAACUAGUAAAUUAGUGUGUUUAGUGGGAUUUUUAGCAGUGGGAUAAGCACUCACUGUGAGCUGAAAAAUAAAAAAUCUGGUAUCCACCAAUAGGUCUCAGUCACAUGUCAUCUAUCAUAUAAAUUUGGAUGGGCUCUAUUAUAUAUGUAGCAUUUUUUUAGGUAUCUUUAAUACAAUUUUAGUGGAAUUUCAGUCUCAUCAUUAUUAGACUGUCUUCCUGAGAGGAUAAACUUUGACCUAGUGUGAUGACUCAGUGGGUACAUUGUUGUUCAUUAUCCAUCAUUUUUAGCAUUUAUUUGAAAACUAGUUUUGAAAACAACCCUUUUUCUUUAGAAUAUAAACCAGUUUUGUAACUUCAAAAAAACAAGAGAAUAUGAAGAAUAGUUUAGGAAUUUUUAUAUUAUACAUAAGUGAAGAAUGUUUUUAUGAAGAAUAAGCUAGAAAAAUUGAGUUCUCAAAUAAAAUUCUGUUCCCAAAAAUAAUUAAAAAUUGUUUUUAAAAGUUGUCAAAAUUUGUUUAUUUUUUCUGUUGAGAAGUAUAUUUUGAUAAUUGUUAGCGUAUCACUGGAUGUCUUAAAGUUUCGGGAUUAAAAUUGAUAAUUUAACAUGAUAUAUAUCUUACUUAGCCCACAUGGAGCCAAGAUGCAAGUUAGCCUUCCCAUGAGUUGAUGUACCUAAAACUUGAUAUAAAUUAUAUUUAUGCUAGUCAUUUUCUAGAAGUAACAUUAAGAACAUAACUUGAUAUAUAUGACAUAUUACUGAAUUUAUACGAUAAGUAAAUAAAGUAACUUGUUACUAAGAUUAAAGCAUUUUCCAAGCAUAAUUCAAUAGGUUCCCACCUACCAAAUCAAACUCUCUUGAUUGCUAUAAAUAACUGCUCUGCUUUCAUCAAGGGGCCUCUUAGAACUGGUGCAGUGGCCAAAAGGCCCUUCAUGGCCUACAGAAGAAGAAGCAUAGCCUCAUCUAUUGCAGAUGUCUUUACUAUAAGUCCUCUGCCAUACCCAGUUCUCCUUAUUCUAGCAGUGAUCUUAAUCUUCUUUUCUAUAUCAUGGUAUGUCUCUUAUGACUCAAUUAUAGAAGCUGCAGAAGUGCAGAUGAGUUGGGCGCUAUUAGCCAUUCCUAUACUACUUCUAAUGGCAGUCCACUUGGUGUCAUCCAUGGAAAAUUCUGACCUCUUCUCUGCUUCCUCGCCCUAUGGUUAUCGCCGCCGCAGCUACCAUAGUCCUCAGGAAGGCAGCUCUCCAUGGGGCGUGGCUGCUUUAAUUGUGUUGUUGCUUAUUAUGGUGCAAUACCAGUCUGUGUUCCAUGAUAGCUGGCUUGUUUAGUAUGUUAAUUGUUACUGAGUAUGAUGUGUUUAGGUUGAAAUAUGUGAUUUGAAUAACUGGGUUUUGUGUAUAAUAUGACUAUAGUGAGUUAAAUUAUCUGUUUUUAGGGUUUGGAUUCUUGGCUUAUGAAUCUGGUCUAAUUGCAGACGUUUGAUGCUUUUGAUUA